Molecule: messenger RNA, 1087 nt
Organism: Temnothorax curvispinosus
Lineage: Eukaryota; Metazoa; Arthropoda; Insecta; Hymenoptera; Formicidae
Product: 70 kDa peptidyl-prolyl isomerase-like
Exons: 2
Coding region: 138-1025 (295 amino acids)
Molecular function (GO): protein binding
Source: RefSeq, a predicted model, not a curated record
CAUCGUUUCAUCUAAAAUGUUGACAUGUUGGACCUGCAGCUCACAGGUUCCUCUCUAGUUAUUUCAAUAAAUGGAUUUAAGGAACAUGUAUUGAAACAAGGAGGUUGAACAGUUUAAUUGAUCGUCGAUUUGUCAUCAUGGUGCCGCAAUUGUGGGAAUCGGCGGACAAAAGCGUCAAGAAAGAAGUGUUAAAGCCAGGUGUGUUUACCAAGAAGCCAACGGAAUGCUCCACGUGUACUGUUAUUGUGGAUAAGAUAAAUGUUACUGGAACAUCUGAAGCGGAUUUGAGAGAGAAGUAUCAUAGCGUUAUUCUUGAUGGCGAGCCCGAGAAGACUGUGAUUGUAGGAGAUGCCAGCUCAGAAAUUGACGAAAAUGUUGAGAGAGCGAUUUGCAUGAUGAAUGUCAGUGAGAGGAGUCUCGUUACCAUUGUCCUGUCUCCAAAACGCUCAGAUGAAUCUAUAGUUAGCAAUGAAUCCACAAUAGUUAAGUUCGAGAUCACAUUGACUCAGUGUAAACGUCACAAACCAGUUUGGGAAUGGAGCGCGGAGGAAAAGUACGAAGUGGCUUUGAGAUACAAAGAGAGAGGUGCCGAAUUGUUCAAGGACUCCCGAAUCGUAGAUGCGUUCCGCAAGUUCAGCAGGGCUUGCAAGCUUCUGAUAACGUUGGAGCCGAUAGCGGACUUGGAAUUAGACAAGCAAUUGGAGUACAAUAUUAAUGAUUUAAGACUUGCGUUGUACAACAAUAUGGCUAUAUGUCAACUGAAGCGAAAGAACUUUCAGCAUGUCGUUACGUUGUGUACCAAGGUGUUGGAUAAGGAUGGAAUUAAUGUUAAGGCUUUAUAUAGAAGAGGAGUGGCGUAUGGCAGUAUGGGAGAUAACGAAAAAGCUAUAACAGAUCUGAAAGCGGUACUUGCCUUAGAAUCUAGUAAUCACUCGGCGAAAGAACAGUUCGAUGUCUAUAACACCAGGUUGCAAGAAUCAAUUCAGAGAAAUAAAGACAUGAUGAAAAGAAUGUUUAAGACUUAAUAAUAAAUUUUAAGUAUUUUGUAUAUAAAUUUAAUUUUUCGAGAAAUAAAGUAUAUUUAUUU